AUGAAUGGCGGUCGGUUUGAUUUCGAUGAUGGUGGUACAUACGUUGGUGGCUGGGAAGAGGGAAAGGCACAUGGCCAUGGCGUCUGCUCUGGUCCUCAAGGGAAGGGCGAAUACGCCGGUGCCUGGCACUAUGGCUUCGAGGUGUCUGGUGCCUACUACUGGCCAUCUGGGAACACAUAUCAUGGUCAGUGGCAAAAUGGAAAGCGACACGGGUUGGGUGUGGAGCAAAGGGGGCGAUGGACCUACAAAGGUGAAUGGACGCAAGGUCAGAAGGGACGGUAUGGAGUACGGAAUUCGGCUACUUCUCAGGCGCGGUAUCAGGGCACCUGGUCCGGAGGAUAUCACGAUGGCUACGGCACGGAGAUAUACGUGGAUGGCGGCAACUACCAGGGCCAGUGGCUGCGAGGGCUGCGGCACGGUUACGGUACCCGACGAAGUGCCCCGUUCGGCCAGGCGGCCAAGUUGCGGCCCAAGUCUCAGACGCACGCCUCGCUGACGAGCCUCCGGAGUGGUCGAGGCCAGCAUUUGCUAUUCUACCCUAAUUCUUUACACCAUAAUGGAAGAAGUGGUUUCGUACUGAAAGCAAAUAGCAAUGCACCAGCUAGGCGAAGACGAUCGCUGUCGGAACGUUCGCUGGCAGUGAAACGAACACUGUUAUCUGGUCUUCGGAUAAAGAAGCAGCAUUCGACGGGGGACAUACAUCAGCGAGUCACAAGUAUGACCGGAAGUCUUCGGUCAAGUGGUAGCACAAUGAGUUGCACAUCGGAGGAUUCUCUUCAUCAUCACCACCACAAGGCGUUCGUGAGCGCCGAGUUCUAUAGCGGCGAAUGGAAGAAUGAUACACGUAGUGGAUUCGGAGUUUGUGAGCGUUCUGAUGGGUUACGGUAUCAAGGCGAAUGGACGAACAACACAAAAAAUGGCUAUGGUGCAACCACGUUGCGAGAUGGCACUCGUGAAGAAGGCAAAUACAAGAACAACGUUCUCGUGGCAUCUAGCCGUCGGAAGGGCAUGCUGUUCGUGCGAAGCAACAAGUUGAAGGAGCGAGUGGAGGCAGCCGUCGAGACGGCUAUCAGAGCGGCCAGCAUCGCGCAACAGAAGGCGGACAUAGCAGUGUCGCGGACGUCGACAGCUAAGGAACGUGCGGAGCAGGCGAUGUUCGUCGCAAAGCAAGCUCGAGACGACGCAGAGAUGGCCAAGCUCGAGGCCGAGCGUUUUGACCCCAGUUUCCGCCGGCGUUACUAUGGCGAGAAUUCCGGUGGUGAGUCUUUCGGGACCGACAUCUCGGAUCCGCACUCCUAUUCACGUCAUCUAUCGCAGCCUCACAGCAAGCAACACUCGUUUGAACAGGUGGGCUCCAGUUGUUCGCGAAAUCUGUCUGUGGAUAUCGCUGAUCCAUCGUACCUGACACCACUAGUGCCUCCCCUGCCGCCUCAAAUGAGUGGUAGUGUCACUGCGUCUGGUCAGUCUUCCCCUCUUAUAGGAAAUCAUAUCGGCUCUCAACAACCGACAGCCCUUUCGCUGUCGUUAAUUCGGGUUAAUAAGCGUUAUUUUAGUGACGAUCACUUCGAUCAGUAUGUGAUGACCGGUACAAGUACGCAGCCGAAGCUUCGACGCAACCGACCUUCGUUGAUGCGACAGAGUGACGUAAACGAUGUCAGCGGGGUACUAAAUCGUCGUUCUACUCUCGCCUCAUCUCGUGAUCGCCGGUUAGAACUCACACAAGAUUCCAGUGAGAAUCUGGGAAGUCUGCCGAAUUUGGUCGAAUUGGAGAACAGCGGUAUACGUCUUCGUCGAGAAGAUGCGGCUCGUUUGGCAUCGCAACGUCGUCAGGAGAUACUUCGCGAUCAGGAGGACCAAGCCCUCCUUAGGGCAAAUCCACUUCGAUAUCUAUUCCAUCCUGCUUUCAAGGCGUGGCUGGUUCGUUGGAAGGUACCGAUCUUCCUCGCAGCUGCAAACCUCACACUACUCUUUCUCUUUUACUAUCUGCUCACUUACGAUAGGAGACGUCGUUAG
Angiostrongylus costaricensis is the source of this 2013-nucleotide messenger RNA. The record is from the annotation of a GenBank genome assembly. NCBI's taxonomy places the organism in Eukaryota, Metazoa, Nematoda, Chromadorea, Rhabditida, Metastrongylidae.